Molecule: messenger RNA, 4300 nt
Organism: Pungitius pungitius (ninespine stickleback)
Lineage: Eukaryota; Metazoa; Chordata; Actinopteri; Perciformes; Gasterosteidae
Gene: tmem268
Product: transmembrane protein 268
Exons: 9
Coding region: 115-1173 (352 amino acids)
Source: RefSeq, a predicted model, not a curated record
AACCGCUAAGAAACAUUUCAAGGGGGCAAAGAUAAGAUCCACCACGGUCUGUAUGCGCAGAAAGGAAUACAUUAUGGAAUAUAAUCAGAGCUACAGGAAGUGGUUAUCUCUAAGAUGAUGGAGGAUAAGAGUGGGGUUUGUCAUGUGAUGGAGGAGAAUCGGGUGGAUGUGCAGAUCAGACGAACCAAAACUGAGCAACAGCAGGCCAACAACAACGUCCCCAAAUGGUCAAAUGGUCAGUGUGUUGUGGCGAUGCCGAGCUGUUCGGUUCUGAGGCCGAGCUUUGAUCUGUCGCUGUGCCGGGCCCAACUGGAGACCGAUGGCUUUCAGAUUCCCGUCAUGGACAUGGAGGCUCCACUGAAGACCGCUCUGGACGUUCCCUCAGUCAGAAGAUACCUGGUUUUCAACUCUGCUCUCUUCCAUUUUGCGAUGGCACCGGUGCUGUAUGUAGUUGUGUGGUGCGGCGUGUUCACCACACUCCACCUCUAUAUCUCUGUCAGUGACUACUGGGUCCUCUGCCUCUCUGUCAGCCUCGUCUCCAUCUUCCUCACCAUUGCCAUCAUCUUCGUCCUCCAAUACAGUAACAAGGAAAUCAACAUGAACAUCGAUGUUCGGUUAAUCCAGGUCAACGAGAGGUUGGUGAAACACAAGCUGCUGGUGGCCGUGGCCGACUGGGUGCAGUCCUGCACCGGAAACAUGCAGUUGUACUUUGUGUUUUGGGACAUGUCCUGCUGUCUGAGGGCCCUGACUGAAACUUUAGAGGAGCAAAGUUUUGUGGAGGACGACACCCAGGACAAACUGAAGAGGAAACUGUCGCAUCUCGUUCUUGUGACCGAGGAUGCAGCUGUUGACCCAGAGGUCGGAGGGUCAGAUGAGGAACAGGACUCUAGUGAACAGAGGCCUCUGCUGAGACACGAGGACACUGAGUGCAGUACCUCAGCUAACAGGCCCGAGGGGGGCGCCAACGUCACCAACAACUACAGCCUCGUCCCCGACGCGUCCUUACCUGCUCAGGCUAAAGCCUACCAGCUUCUGGUGACCUACAGUGCCACUUAUGUGAGGCUGCUGCUGUCUGAGAGGCUGCCAAGACCCUCACACUACCCACAGAGGAAUCACUGCUCCACCGACCAUCUCUGCCUCUGCCAGUACAUCAGAAAGAAGAUCCUCCGAUGACAGGACAAGAGUCAAACAAGGAACUUUGAAGCAGCUGAUGACGCUGAAACUUCUUCUUUGCAUCCGUGCCCCUGAAAAGACGCGUAGGGACAUUUCCUCGUUGUGCAUUAUGUUGUCUUGAUCAAAUCAAGGACCCGUUUGGAGCGUCACACUCUUGAUUUGUGUCGGCGGGCUUCUGUGCUGCUGCCUUCACGCCAGCUCGGUGUUUGCACCGGCCAUUUGGACCGAAACCAUUUCUGCACUGUGCCAAACGCUGUCUGUUCCACCUGCUGUAAAACAAUAUUUGCACCCUGCACGCAGGACAAUCACAGCCUUAGUCACUGUUAACUGUUGAUCAUCUGCUCACAUACAACACAUUGAUAUUAAACUGGUGGUCUCAUAUAUUUUUGGUUUGUGACCCUUGACUCGGGGAAGUAAAGUUUUUCAUGUACCUUUACUUUUGAUUUUCUCCUCUUUUUGACUAGCGAAACCCAGUAUUUUUACUUUGUCAGAGUUUGACAGUGUUAGAAAGAUGUUUUAAAAAUAUGUCACAAUAUAAAAAAAUGUUCAAUGUAUGAAAAGAAAAUGCACUCUGCAGCUCAAUGAGAGGUGAUCGGUAAAUUGAUCUCAAACAACGUAUUCUAUUUCAUGAACCGAUUCUGUUUUGUAAAAUCUAAACCGGCAAAGUACAUAAUACAUAUAUUCGUAACAUAAAUAAGAAAUGCUCAAGUAGAGUACCUCAAAACUGCACUGCAUUAAACAUAUUCCACAACUGGACAUUGAGUGCAGAAACAUUAUUGUAGUGGUACUUCUGAGGAACCGGUCAUCAUCACCGAAAGGAUUGACAAAAACAUGUGUAAAAAAGAAACAAUAGAAGCAUGCAGGGAAAGAAAGAGACCUCCUGUGAUGCAGCUGUGUAACGAUGCUGAAGAAUCGUUGGCUUACAUGUCCUGCAACCAGACGGCUGUGCUUUCACAUGUGCACACGGUUUGAAUAUUUUGAUGCAUUUAUGUCUGCAGGUUGCAUUUAUGUCUGCAGGUUGCAUUUAUGUCUGCAGGUUGCAUUUAUGUCUGCAGGUUGCUAGGUGUCUCACACAUUACCAGCGAUUAGCCAUCAGUCCUGGUGCUGUGGCUGAGGUGACAGCCCAGCGAGAGAGCUGCAGGAUGACCCAAACACACACAGCGCGAUAGCAAGCGCGGCUGACCCAGAGGGGAGGCUGGGACGGUGUGAUGGAGGAGGGAGGCUUGCAGCGUGACGCCAAGUUAAACGAUCUCAGAGACGCUGGCUGUCCUCGGGAGGCUAAAUGGCCAUCUGUGAUCCUGCCCACACAGGCUGGCUUAGCUCCCACCUGUAGCCCCUCCCUCAAAACGCUUUUCAUGUGGCCAGAUCGUUUUGGUCAAUUAUUCGAGUUGUCACACAUUUAAAGCGACUGUAAUGUUCACUCACCUAAAGGAUUAUUAGGAACACCAUACUAAUACUGUGUUUGACCCCCUUUUGCCUUCAGAACUGCCUUAAUUCUACGUGGCAUUGAUUCAACAAGGUGCUGAAAGCAUUCUUUAGACAUGUUGGCCCAUAUUGAUAGGAGAACAUCUGGGGGUUGAUGGAGAUUUGUGGGAUGCACAUCCAGGGCAGGAAUCUCCCGUUCCACCACAUCCCAAAGAUGCUCUAUGAGAUUGAGAUCUGGUGACUGUGGGGGCCAUUUUAGUACAGCGAACUCAUUGUCAUGUUCAAGAAACCAAUUUGAAAUGAUUCGAGCUUUGUGACAUGGUGCAUUAUCCUGCUGGAAGUAUCCAUCAGAGGAUGGUACAUGGUGGCCAUAAAGGGAUGGACAUGGUCAGAAACAAUGCUCAGGUAGGCCGUGGCAUUUAAACGAUGCCCAAUUGGCACUAAGGGGCCUAAAGUGGGCCAAGAAAACAUCCCCCACACCAUCACACCACCAGCAGCCUGCACAGUGGUAACACGGCAUGAUGGAUCCAUGUUCUCAUUCUGUUUACUCUACCAUCUGAACGUCUCAACAGAAAUCCAGACUCAUCAGACCAGGCAACAUUUUGGUGAGCUCUUGCAAAUUGUAGCCUCUUUUUUUACUAUUUGUAGUGGAGAUGCGUGGUUUUGCGUGUUGUGGCUUCACAAAUGCUUUGCUGCUCACCUCGGUUGUAACGAGGGGUGAUUUCAGUCAACGUUGCUCUUCUAUCAGCUCGAAUCAGUCGACCCAUGACCUCUGACCUCUAGGAUCAACAAGGCAUUUUCGCCCACAGGACUGCCGCAUACUGGAUGUUUUUCCCUUUUCACGCGAUUCUUUGUAAACCCUAGAAAUGGUUGUGUGUGAAAAUCCCAGUAAAUGAGCAGAUGGUGAAAUACUCAGACACCAACAACCAGGCCACGCUCAAAAUGGCUUAAAUCAGCUUUCAUUCCCAUUCUGACAUUCAGUUUGGAGUUCAGGAGAUUGUCUUCACCAGGACCACACCCCUAAAUGCAUUGAAGCAACUGCCAUGUGAUUGGUUGAUUAGAUAAUUGCAUUGAUGAGAAAUUGAACAGGUGUUCCUAAUAAUCCUUUAGGUGAGUGUAUAUCACAGCAAAAACAAUAUCAAAUCGAAUGCUGGUAGUGAAGAAGUGCUUAAGUAUUCUCAUCUGAAUUAUCUUUGCCAGUGUUGUUGUACAAAGCUCUAAACUCUCCGUACCUGACGUUAGACAGACACCGUUGGCAAACAGAGUUUAGCAUUUAGGACCUAAGGAGGCAGAUAUUUCAUUCAGCACUUGGUGUCGACAAAAAGCAGAGCUGAAAGUUAAUGACUAUUGGACUUCAGGUGGACAAAAAACACAACUGCAAAUGAAUAAUGAAGCAUAAUCGCUAGAUUAUAAACAGCUGAUUGUAACCACGGUCGAGCAAAUCAACUAAAUGAGUGAUGAAAUGUUAUUGUGUUCUCAACAAGAGCAAACCACAGGAAAAUAAAGAUAAAUAAAGAAGUAAUAUGACAUGACAGCUGUUAUUUUGGUCCAAUUCUAAAUGUUUAGUGCAGUUGUUGCAGCACCCUGAAAUGAAGAGAUCAGUACAGUCGAGCUGCUGAAAGACCUUUUCAUCCUUUUAUGAGCCAAAUAGAAAACAAAAGCUGUACUAACAACUCUGAGGUUGUACUAAUAAGCAAACAUA